AGCUGGUACUGCUCCGAGCUAGCCGCCGGGAGUGGGGCGGCGGCGCAAACAUGAAUGUUGGAGUUGCCCACAGUGAGGUGAAUCCAAAUACCCGUGUAAUGAACAGCCGGGGUAUGUGGCUGACAUAUGCUUUGGGAGUUGGCUUGCUUCAUAUCGUUUUACUCAGUAUUCCCUUCUUCAGUGUUCCUGUUGCCUGGACCUUAACAAAUGUUAUACAUAAUCUGGGGAUGUAUGUAUUUUUGCAUGCAGUAAAAGGAACACCAUUUGAAACUCCUGACCAGGGUAAAGCGAGGCUCCUAACUCAUUGGGAACAACUGGACUAUGGAGUACAGUUUACAUCUUCACGGAAGUUUUUCACAAUUUCUCCAAUAAUUCUAUAUUUUCUGGCAAGUUUCUAUACGAAGUAUGAUCCAACUCACUUCAUCUUAAACACAGCUUCUCUCCUGAGUGUGCUAAUUCCCAAAAUGCCACAGCUACAUGGUGUUCGGAUCUUUGGAAUUAAUAAGUAUUGAAAUGUGUUUUGAAACAACAAAAAUUUUUACAGCUACUGAGUUUUCUGUAAGGAAGGAAUGGUUACUAAACUGCACUGUUUCUGUGAAAAUGUGAAAUGAGAGGUAGCUACAUUGGAGAGCCAAUUGCUGGUUCUUCAUAUGCUGUUUUGAAGUGCAGAUUCUUAUGAGAAGAUGCCUUUGUUUAAUGCAUCUGGUAUCCUUCUGUAGAGAGGCUUCAGAGGCAGGCUGGGCAGGCCCAGCUUAUAAGUUAAAUGGCUAUAAAGUAAAGGUAGUAGAUAAAUCCAAGGAAAUAAGAGAUUUAUAAGAAACUAAGUCCAGCUUAGCUUAUAAUGAAUGGGCAUUAUAUUAAGAGAAGAAAAUGUUUAAUCAUUCAGUCAUGGUCAGUUUAAGCAGAGUUACAUGUAAACCAGAAUCAUUUCUUUACAAGUUUAUUACAGAUUGUUUUUAUUACCAUG
Lipotes vexillifer (Yangtze River dolphin) is the source of this 967-nucleotide messenger RNA. It is a transcript of the gene ORMDL1, whose product is annotated as ORMDL sphingolipid biosynthesis regulator 1. The record is from RefSeq and is a predicted model, not a curated record. NCBI's taxonomy places the organism in Eukaryota, Metazoa, Chordata, Mammalia, Artiodactyla, Lipotidae. Bases 51 to 512 code for a protein of 153 amino acids. The transcript is spliced from 4 exons. Gene Ontology annotation, cellular component: endoplasmic reticulum membrane.